AUGAAUUAAGAGGCAUUGUAUUAAAUUGCAGGUCCAAGAACUCAGACUGAGAUCUUCCUUGACAACAUACCCUAUACCGACAAUGUGGUUUACGAAUCUAGAAGUUCCCCAUAACAACUUUAAUCUGACAAAUCCGAAGAAUGGACACAAGUAUUUGACUUGGAUGACGCAGCUUUAAUUGUAUGGGUUGAGAACGAUCUAUUACUAAUGAAGCUACUACAUUUCACAGACUAGCCCUUGAAGUAAUACUACGGAUUAAUCUAAAGGAAUGUUCUUUCUAUGCCUACAGAAAUGAGUACUGGGAACUUUGGCUUUCUAAAAACUGAGAACGAUGAAAAGAAUCAACUAAAGUAGAUAUUUGAGAAGUACUCUACCGCCAAAUUAAGAGUUGAUGGAAGAAUAGUACAAAACUUAGCUUUAACCGACAGCGUCAAGCUAAAUUCAUCUUAUAGAAGAGUAGGAGGAGAGAUAGAUUUGCAACGAAAGACUCUAAGCUUCGUGACAACUUCAAAUGUGCUAUAUUAAGUUGAUUUCGAUAGAUACUAUCUUAAGAAUAAGGAGAGUUUAUAUGUAAAGGUAAUGGAAUUAACAGAGAUUACUGGCCAAGUGAGAGCUUUCGAUGUCUGCUAUGACUACACCAACAAUCAAAGCGUACUUGCAGUUGGUUCUUCAAUAAUAGUCAAAGACUUUGAUAAAAAUGACUCUAUUAAGGAUGCUCAAGAGUUAGCUCUUACAUUCGUAAAAGCAGAUCCAACAAAUGUGAAUGAUCUUGUAUAUCACUAAGUUAGACAUGAAGAUUUAUUCAGUACUUCCUCAUCUUAUCUAGGAUUUGUUAAAGUCUUAAAGAAGGGUAUCAGUAACAUUGUAAAUAGGACCUAAUAAUAAUUUAUUGGUUCAAAUAAAAGAGUCCUAACCACAGUUAUACGUUAAACUGGUAGAGUUGGCUUUGAAGAGGGCAUAGUUUCUAUUAAAUCAUUAACCAAUUGUCUAAUAGCUGUUGUCUACACGUCAGGUAUUCUUAAAAUUUGGUCUGUUGUGACUGGCUAAUGCCUAUCUUAUUAUGAUCUUUUUGAAUAAGGAGAAGAUGAGAUGAAUAAAUCAAAACAGAAUAAAAGAGUCAUCAAUGCUAAAAUGCAAUCACUGACCUAUAGAAUGCACAUUGAAACUCAAUCUAAAUCUCUUAAACUUGUGAUUGCUUAUGAGGAGACCUCCAUGCUUGAUUACAACUGUCAUUGGAUUGUCGAUUAGUUCAAUCUAAACUUCUAGAACCUGUCAGCUGACUAAUUCGAUAGGACUAAUGAAGAUUUCCUUGAUUUGAGCAAUCAGGAUUUAGAGAUGAUUCAUCAUUUUUAGACAUUCAUUGAUGAAGAAGCUAAGGUUAAGGAUAUUAUUCUGGAGUCUAGCAAUAGAACAAGUCAUUUGUGGCUAGUAACUCAUUCAUAAACAGAGGGCUCUAAGAUUACUGAUAUGCUUGAACCAGUUGAACAAGUAUGGUCAAGAAAUCUAUAGUAGCAAUAUUAUCAACUAUUUGAUGAAAUGGAUUUACCUCAUGAACUCAAGAUAAAUAACGAUUCACCUUACAAAAAAUAAAUCUAGGAGCACUACCACAAAAGAUUAUCCCUUCCAGGAAGGUUUUCGGAUAUGUCGUUCAGAAAUGUAUUCGAAUAAAAGGGCAUCUCAGCUGAUUAUCUCAAAAGAACUCCAGUUCUUACCAUUCUUGAAAACGUAUGCAGUAGGUAUAAUUACCUAGAACUGGAAGGAAUAAGGCAGAGUUUAAUCAAAAUUGAAUAGUACAAUUCACAAAUAUAUGGGAUUUCACCAUAGUUCAGAGAUUUACCGUUUAGAUUAGUACUUAGGCCUAUAGGUAUAUCACUGCUUAAAACUGAUUCUCUUUAUGCUAGUCUUGUUUAAAGAUCUAAUGCAUUAACUGGAGAGAUAGCCAAAGUCUUAACUUAUGAGAACUCCUAUCAAUCAUCAACCUAACCAUCAAAAUUUGAUAAUAAUAUAUCAGGAAAAGAUCCGUUAUCACUACUUGAACUAGUAACCACUCAUUAAGAUAAUCCCAUUCUCUUAUUAAUAUCAGCAAUGCAACUUUUGCACCUAUAAUCACUUCCAGCUAUCGAUUAGUUCAUUAUGGAGGGAAAUAACUAACUUGACUUGCAAGAUUUGAUUAUCUAGGUUUUUAGAGAGAGCUGCCAGUAUGAAGCCUUGAACAAUGAGAUUUUGAGAGUUAUUAACAGCUAAAGAAUGACUAUAGAAUAAAAUCUCAAUCAGCUUAUUGAUUAAUUGGUUCUAUAGCUAUUAGAGUAGAAUGCCUCAGAUGGGAGAUCGACUAAUAAAAUGAGAGGAUAUGAUCCAAUUGAUGAGAAUAAUUAUCAUCUCAAUGUAUUAAAGAUAAUUGAGCGUGGAGUCUAGUCUGAGCUUUAAGCUCUUUAACAACUGAUUAGAGAUCUUUUUAUUCUCAAGAUAUUCAUUCAGGAGACUAAAGCUAUACUUAAUAUGAAUGGCAAUGUGAUAGAGAGUGACAACAAAAGACUGGAAUCCCUAAGCUUUUGGCUGACCUAAAUUACUAGUCUUAAUUAAAUACUUGCAUAGACUAUUGAGUAUAAGAUCAUGAAAUAGAAUAGCUUCUCAAAGAUGAGUGUGCUUGAUAGAAUCUUAGCUACUGGUGUGAUUUAAAACAGCUAGCAAGUUCCUAUCUCCCUUAUAUUGUUACUCUCAAUUCCAGAUACAUACCUUCACAGUCCAUUGUCAAAUACAUUCAAUCAGUUUGAUAUUUCUAUUAAGCAAUACGGAGCAGAUGGAACUCAGUAGCAUGCAAUAGUUGAACAUAGAAUGGCCAUGUUUGCUAAUAUCUUGGUUAGAUUUUUGUAGAAGUACUCUUUCAAAGAAAACAUUUCAGAUGAGACCUAUGUUCCCUCAAUCGUCAGAAAGCUUUAUCUUCUUAGAUAAUACAACUUGAUUUCUAAGUAUUUGGCACCGUUAAAUGAAUUUAGUACUAUAGCUUUGGAAUUUUUAAGAGCUCUAUUAGCUGCUAACACGAAUUAACCUUCAUAAUACUUGGAGCAUAUGUACAUUUGCCUCGCAAGAUUCCAUUAAAGUUUGGCAAAUAAUGUUUAGCUAAAAGUAUUCAGUCUAGUGCUGAACAAAAGAGAAAUUGUAGAGGUUAGAAAUAACAUGAAUGCAGCUAACUAGAAUAAUAUCGUUGUGUAGUUCUAUCUGGCUCUGAUCUUUCAAUUAAAAAAUCUAGAUGAAAAAUACUCUUUAUUCUUGAUAAGUUCUGCCUUGUUGGAGGAUUAAAUUAUAUAACUGAGCUUUGAGGAUUCAUAAGUUAAUAUGAGUGAAAAGGAUUACUUCUAUGAUUUGAUGUACAAAACUGCCAGUAUCUAAAGAUCAGCUGAUUACCUUUAUCAAGCUUGCACAUAAAUUUAAAAUCUACAAAGAAAGAGAGUGAUACUUGGAUCAUUCAUUGAGGUGGCAAUAUAAUCACCAAAUAGUCAAUACCUCCUUUGUACCUAGUACUAUUUCACAUAAGAUGAGAUAGAUAUGGCUUUUGACUAUUUGAUGAGUAGAGCAAAUAGUUAUCUGACGACUGACACUAGAGGACAACUUACAGUGACCUAUAUGGAUGCUAAAAGAAAUAUCAUGAAUUUAAUAAGAGCUCUUAACAUUAUCACCUAAAUCUACGAUAGGCACAUUGAGUUUUCUAGAUAUCUAUGGUCCUUAAGCUAAAGUAUAGAUGUAGUUAUCAGCAGUAUUAGCUGUGACUUCGCAACAGACUACAUUGAACUUUUAGAAUUAAACUGGACAAUUCUAGCCAUUAUUUAUCAGAAUGCUAAAUACUGUGGAGAGCAUUUCUUUAUCACCAAAGAAGAAGGAAUAAUAGAAGGCAAAAACUCAGUUAGUAACUCAAUUGCUUCUUCAAACAGACAAUCAUCUGCUUUAUAUUAACAGGAUGAUGGGCAUAAAAUUGAUCUAGGAAACUAGUAUUAAGAAUGUGAUGACUUGAUCAAAGAUUAUGGUCACAGUGUCCUCUAUGUCCUUGACUAGCAACGUAAAAAGUUCAGAAGUGGAAACAUGACUCUUUUGAAAAAGCAAGACCUACUCAAUUAAAUGAUUCUAAUAGAAGUCAAAAUCAAAUGUGGAUAGCUUGAUUGUCUCGACACUUCAGACCUAGAACUGCUUUACGAAUACUUGAUUGAAAAAAAUGAAUAUCAUCUUGCCACUAAAUUUGCUUUGGCUUUUAAACUUAGUGCUUGCUUACCAAUAGCUCUAAUAAUAAGGGAUGUAAGCAUAGAAAAAGUACAGUAAUCACCAUUGCAGUGGAAUGAAUGUAUAGAAAACGAUCAGCCUGUUAUUACAGCAAAAUAAUUGCCCCGAGAGGACGGAUAAUUUGUUGAUCUUUUCGAGAUUCAAGUCUAAACAGCUAGAUACGCACUCACAAUCCACCAGCUCAUUGAAGUAGCUUAAAAUUUAAAAAGACUUGAUCAUAGAAUACCUCACUGCAUUUAGGACCUAAUAGUUGAUUAAGGACUGAUUAUUGUGCUAGUAAAGCUCUAUCUAGCAAAGAUAAAAGAAGACGACGUCUAGCAUGUCUUUACUGUUAUGAGAAAAUAUCACGAGAGAGCGAUAACAGAUCUUACAAGCUGCGAUAUUAACUUCCUCGCAAUGAUCAUUUAGAAUACUAAUGAAGCUCUUGAUGCAAACGUUUAACAUUUGGCAUAUCUUGAGUAAAACAAAGCAAGUCUAUAAGUUCACAUAGAUCAAUAAAGAAAAAAUGAGCCUCAAAGAAUAAGAAUAUCUAAUAAAAAGAUGCUCGAAGAUUUAGAAAGAUUCAUAAACGUUAGAUAAGUACAUCAAAACAGAAUAAAGCAUAAGUUGCAAAAAACUGAAUUGGUCAAGGAAUAAUUAGACUUAGAGAAGGAAAUUUAGGAAACUUAGCAAAUCAUAAAUCACUGCUCAAUGCUCUUAGUCGAAUUCAAAACAAUUCUUGAUUUGACUCUUAAAAAGCUAUGA
Molecule: messenger RNA, 5016 nt
Organism: Stylonychia lemnae
Lineage: Eukaryota; Ciliophora; Spirotrichea; Sporadotrichida; Oxytrichidae
Source: the annotation of a GenBank genome assembly